GUGAUAUGGACUGGAUCGUGUGUGAAGGGGGGCAGAGAAGGUGGAGGGGGUUCAGACCGCGAGGGAGGGGAGGAGUUGGGUGUUGCCUCGGUCUUAGAGCUGAAGUCAGGAUUCUCAGUUCCCGUUACACACGUCGUGAGAUACCCGGCCCGCUCUCCUGCCGCCGUCCUCUAUCAAACUCUUCCUCCAAAAGACAUACGACUAAAGGACCACCAUGGGAGUCGAAGGCUGCACUAAAUGUAUCAAGUACAUGCUUUUCUUCUUCAACUUCAUCUUUUGGCUCGCAGGAGGCGUUAUCCUGGGCGUGGCCCUGUGGUUGAGACACGACCCCAAGACCAGCAACCUGCUGGAGCUGGAGUUAGAUGGAGCCCACGCCCCCAGCACCUUCUACAUCAGUGUCCACAUCCUGAUCGCCGUCGGCAGUGUAAUGAUGGUGGUGGGUUUCCUCGGAUGCUACGGAGCCAUCCAGGAGUCCCAGUGUCUUUUGGGAACUUUCUUCGCCUGCCUGGUCAUCCUGUUCGCCUGCGAGGUCGCUGCCGGAAUCUGGGGCUUCAUGCACAAAGACACGGUGUCAAAGGAGAUGAUCAACUACUAUGACUCUGUGUACGAGAAGGCCUCAACACAAACCCUCAUCACUGAACCCGAGAAGAGACAGGCUGCCGCUGCCGUGCUCAAGGUCUUCCAUGAGACGCUGAGCUGCUGCGGUAAAGGCCAGGGAACCUCCAUCCUGACGCAGUUGACGGACGUGCUCGGCCUCACCGAUCUCUGCCCCAGCUCCGGGACGUCAGUCGAUUGCCACAGGAGGAUCGACGAACUCUUCACAGACAAGAUCUACCUGAUUGGUAUCGCCGCCCUGGUGGUCGCAGUUAUUAUGAUCUUCGAGAUGAUCUUCAGCAUGGUGUUGUGCUGCGGGAUCCGCAACAGCCCAGUGUACUAAAGCGACGCAACAUCCCGCCGAUGAAGGAGGGACGAGCGCGCAGUCUCCCGUCUCGUUCUUUUCUCAUUUUCUUUUCUAAAAGCAGUAAAACGUCACAUAUAAUGCUUGCUGGAUUUUUAGUCGACUCUUUGAGAAGACAGCGUAGACCAUCCUCCAUUGAACGUUUUAAUUACACUGUCCCUUUUUUAUUUUUACAAAUGCUGUUAUGCAUAAUUGACCAGUGCUCUGCUAACCCUGAUAUGUAGAUAUUAUAUCACACAUGAAUGACGUCCACCGGUCCUGGUGCUCUAAUCCUUUCGUGAUUUUACUGCUUCCUCGCCUAUGAACAUGCUCUUAUACUCUUGGUUUAAUGGAUGUUUUUUCACUGUUUUAUGUAUAAAACUGUAUAUAAAUAUAUAUAUUAACAGUGCUUUAUGACUGCCGAAGCAUGGAAAUUGCAUUGCAGUAGACCCUUCUCCCCGUAUCCUUCCUGCACUCUGCUUGUCCGUCUCGCUCUCAACUAAACCAGUGGCGCCUCACCACGCCACGUAGGAGGCGAACACACACACACACACACCCCCUGUCCUACGAGUCCACUGUCCCGAUUCACAACCACGCCGCUGUGUGAUGUCGGCCGGAACUGACUAAAGAUGGAAUCUCAGUUAUUCUUGGAAGCUGGAACCAAAGUCAAAGUGACCCAAUGUCUGUUGUUUGGGCUCUGUGUCGAUGAUCCGUCUUCGGCUGUUUGUUGUUUCCUUGUGUGUCUAAAAGCCGUCGAGAGCUCAGUUGUAUAAAACCCUUUUUUAAGUCCGGCCUGGCCUGGCCUGGUUCUAGACUCUUGAGUCUCCACUGGCAUUGAACAUUUUGUCCAAAAGAAACGUUUCAACAAAAGGAGCGGCAGGAAGUUUAACUUCAUCACGCUUUCGCCCGACUGAGAAAUCAGUUUGAAAAUAUGUCUGUCAAACUUGUCUAUGAACCACCCUUUAGUGCGAUCUCUAUUAAAUAAAUACGAUUGAUCUAAAAAGAGAGAGAAAAAUCAAACGUAUUCAGGUUUUAUACAACUGUGCACUUAUUUGUGGAGGCAACUUGUUUAACACUAUAAUCUCCUAAAUCAGAGGACUCAAACUGAAACAUGACCCGUACCAUCUACACACGUCAUUGUACUAUCCCUCCGGCUCUGGGGCCCAUGCUAACCCAUUACCAUUCGUGGUUGUAACUAUUCCCGGUGCGGGGCUAGAGAAACGGGUCAAAAGCCCCGGGGUUUGCACUCGACGGUUGGCCCUCUUGCUUAGCUGUUGCUUUGGACCCGUAUGCAACCCAAAAAUAACCAACGGAUUGAGCUUGUGUACUUGGAUGUGCAUACAGAACAUGAACACCAGUGCAGAUCAAUCAAACGAUGCGUGAUAUGCAGUGGUCUUGAUUCUGUGUCUGCUCCCUUUAAUCCUGUUUUCUGACUGGUAAUACUUGUGCUGUGCACAUGAACAGCUCCAGUGUUGCACCACCAGUCAGUCCUACCCGCCCGCUGAAGUCUAGCCAAUCAGAUCCCACCCGGUCAACCGAACGUGCCGUUUAUUUAGUCCAGCCGGGCUUUUUUUGUUUGUUUAUUUUUGUACUCCACCGCAAAAAAGUGUUUUGCCCUGAGGUCUGUUUCCACGCUAGGCUUAGCUGCACACGCGUCACAAACAUCUCACGUGAAGUCAUGUCUCGCGUAACCUUCAGAGUAUUAUCACAGCUUUCGUCGGGCCGACAAAAAAAAAAAAAAAAAACUGUCUUGUUAGCAUCUCAUACUUAAACCGAGAAACAGUUUUUAAAAAAGUGUCUUAUAAUAUUUACAGCUCUGACGUACUAACAAAAAUCAUGAAGACUGUAGAAAGACAAUGUAUGCCUUUUUUUCUUUUCUUUUUUUUUCUUCUUGUAUUGUGAUAUCAGUGUUUGGUACGUCGUCGAAGGAGUCAAGAAAGAAAGGUUGAUUUCUUUGUGGCAGUGGCGACUGAGAAGAAGUCAAACCUUUCAACGCAUCAGCUAGUUUGUCCCCCAGGAAUCAUUGAGAAGAAGAACAAAAGCCCCCCAUGACGAGGGCGCUGCCCCUAACUUUCUGUUUAAUUCGGGACACUGAUACUUGGGACCCACUGCCACUUCGAUCUCGGCCUCUCUCUACUCUUGUAGACUUCGGUUUGCCCAAAUAUAAAGGGAUUAAAUGUAUUUUACAAAUAAUA
Messenger RNA from Cyclopterus lumpus (lumpfish), 3132 nucleotides. RefSeq names its product CD81 antigen-like. Bases 215 to 937 code for a protein of 240 amino acids. Gene Ontology annotation, cellular component: membrane. The transcript is spliced from 8 exons. Lineage: Eukaryota; Metazoa; Chordata; Actinopteri; Perciformes; Cyclopteridae. The record is from RefSeq and is a predicted model, not a curated record.